CAAGACAAGACCCAUCGUAAGUUUCCAGACAAUGUAUGAAACAUGAUGGAUGAUGAUACAGAAAUUGCUGUUGUUGGCAUUGGAUGCCAUUUCCCAGGAGGUGAGGGACUGGAAAACUUCUGGAGAGUCCUCCUUCAUGGAGAGAAUUGUGCAGUUCAGAUACCAAAUGAACGGUUCAAUCUCUCUCAGUGGUAUGAUCCAGAUGAGAGUAAGGCAGGAAAGACAUACACAGCAAAGGCAUCACUUAUUAAUGGUCUGAAUCAGUUUGACCACAAGUUCUUUGGAAUUACUGAUGCGGAAUCGAUCAAUAUGGACCCUCAGCACAAACUUUUGCUGCAGUGCACCUACAGAGCACUAGAGGACGCUGGGAUACCAAUGGAAAAGGCCAGUGGAACAAGAACAGGAGUAUUUUUGGGCCUAAUGAACAAAGACUUUGAGUUGGCAAGUGUAAGAACUAAUCCAAAAUACAUUGACCACUCUUAUGGUACUGGUGUAUCUAUGAGCAUAGCUGCCAACCGCAUCUCAUACAUAUUCAACUUCACUGGCCCCUCACUGACCAUUGAUUGUGCCUGCUCCUCAUCCCUUGUUGCCCUUCACUUCGCUUGUCAAGCCAUUAAACAAGGAGAUUGUGAUAUGGCCAUGUGUGGGGGUGUGAGCUGCAUCUUGGAGCCAACCAUUUUUGUGGGUCUUUCCAAGGCAAAAAUGAUCUCUUCUGAUGGCACCAGUAAGCCUUUCAGUAGCAAAGCCAAUGGAUAUGGAAGAGGUGAAGGCUGUGGGGUCAUUCUCUUAAAGCCUCUGAAAAAAGCUCUCAAAGACCAUGAUCACAUUUGGGGCAUCAUCAGCAAAACUGCAGUAAAUCAAGAUGGCCACACCGUUAGUCCAAUGACCAAACCAUCCAUGGUUCAGCAGGAAGAGCUGCUUAAAAAAAUCUACUCAACGGAGACUGACCUGACUAGUGUCCAGUACAUUGAAGCUCAUGGGACUGGGACUCCAGUUGGAGAUCCGAUAGAGGCAGGUAGUAUAUCAAAAGUUAUUGCCAAAGCAAGACCUCAUAAGUCAGGACCACUGAUUAUUGGUUCUGUUAAGAGUAAUAUUGGACACACAGAAUCUGCAGCAGGGGUUGCAGGGCUUAUAAAGGUUUUUUUGAUGAUGAAACAUGAAACCAUUGUGCCAUCUUUGUUCUACUCAAUGGAAAACUCCAGCAUAGAUGUUGAAUCUCUUAAUAUGAAGAUUCCCACCACAGCUGAAAAAUGGAUCAGUGACUACAAAUCAGGGAGGUCUGCAGGAAUCAAUAACUUUGGGUUUGGUGGAACAAAUGCACAUGCAGUUGUCAGACAAUAUGUACAGUCAAAAAUCCCCAGUGCUCAACUGACCAAAACACAUCAGUAUUUUGUAGUUUCUGCUGCCUCAGAAAAAUCCAUGAAAAAUGUAACUGAAGACACUGCAAAACAAAUUAUGGCAGGCAAAAUAACAGAUCUACAAUCUUUACUUUACACAUCUGCAUGUAGAAGAAGUCACUUGAAACAUAAAUACAGGAGGGUAUUUCAAACAUCAUCAUUGACAGAUCUGCAAGAGAAACUUACUGAUGCUUUAGAGAAAAAGCUUGUACCAUCAAAGACAGACUCCAAGCUAGUUUUUGUUUUUUGUGGCAAUGGUGUUACAUAUCAGGGUAUGUGCAAACAGCUCCUAAAACAAGAGCCAGUUUUCAGAGAGGAAAUCAGUAAGAUUGAAACACUUUUGCAAACCCAUAGAAGUUUGAAUCUGAUAGAGAUGUUGGAAACUGAAUCUGACAUAAGUAAAGAACUGUCUGAUCCACAGGUUGUCCAGCCUCUACUGUUUGCUAUUCAGGUUGCUGUUGUUAACCUUCUGAAACACUGGGGCAUCAGUCCUGAUGCUGUUUUUGGGCACUCUAUUGGAGAAGUCGCUGCAGCUCAUUGUUCUGGGUUGUUGUCACUUGAAGAUGCAGUGAAAGUCAUCCACUGCCGCAGUUCUUUGCAAAGUACUGUGACAGGAGGGAAGAUGCUGGUUGUCAGUAAUAUGUCUGUUUCUGAAGUCCUGAAAGUGCUUCCAACUUAUUCAGGAAAGGUUUGUUUAGCUGCUUACAACAGCCCUCAGUCUUGCACCCUCUCAGGAGAUGCAGAUGAUAUUGAAAGGUUGCAUCAGAAUUUGCACAUGUCAGCCAGUGGAAAGGAUCUCUUCCUUCGCACCUUGGAUGUACCUGCAGCAUACCAUAGUCACAGAAUGGAUCCCAUUGUAUCCAAAGUGAAAGACAGCAUAGGCUUUUUGCAGGCACAUGAUUUGGAGACAGAACUGUUCUCAACAGUUACUGGUGAACAUUUUUGUUCCUCAGACUUUAUUACUGGUGACUAUUGGGCAAGAAAUAUUAGGGAGCCGGUUAAAUUUGAGCAAGCUGUGAAGUCUGCAGCUAAAAACAAAAGGAAUGUGAUAUUUGUUGAAAUUGGCCCAAGAAGAUCUUUGCAGCGGUACAUCACUGAGACUCUGGGAAAUGGUGUCACUGUGCUUUCCUCACUGCAGGCAGAAAAAGAUCACGAGACAAUACUUGCUAUUGUUUCUAAAUUGUUUGAGCUUGGGUUCAAAGUGGACUGGGAAGUGUUCUACAAAGGUUAUGAGACCAAACCAAUUCCCUACCCACGAUACCAGUUUGAUGAUGUGAAGAGAGAUGUCUUUGCUUCACGUUUGCAGAUGAUAGGUCCCACCUGCAACCAUCCAGUAGUAACACAAAUAGGCACAGACAGUUCAGUGUUCAACUGUGACUUAUCGUCUGAAUCAGUGGCCUUCCUGAAGGACCACAGGCACAAUGGAGUUGCCAUCAUUCCUGGGGCAUUUUAUGCAGAGUUAGGCUUGGCAGCCACCAUAGCAUUUGCAAAACCCAAGGUCCCACUCAGUUCUCUACAGCUCAGUAUAACAUUUCAGAGUCCAUUUGUUUUCACCAAGAACGCCCCAGAGAUAAAAGUUGUGCUGGAUCCAUCAGAAGACUUGGCAGAUAACACAUGUAAUUUCAAAAUACAGUCUACUUCUGCAGUCUAUGCAUUUGGCACAGUAGAAAUAAAACAAGGUAGAAUGCCUGAAGAAGAGUUCAUUUCAUUGGACUGUAUUUACAAAAGAUGCACAUUCCUCAUGUCUACGGAAAAGAUCUACAAGCAUCUAAGUCAAACAGGAUUUGAGUACGGGUCAGUCUUCAGAAAUAAGGCAGAUGUUUACUGUGGGGAAGAAUUUAGGGAGGCUAUAUCUGUUGUGAGGAUCCAAAAGGAAUUACUGCAUCAAUUACAUGACUAUUACCUUCACCCUGUGGUCUUGGAUUAUGUCAUGCAACUUAUUCCUGGAACUAUUGCGCAUGAGCUAUCAGCAAGACCUCAAUUUCCUGCACAAAUAGGUAGCCUGAUUGUAUUUGAACCAUUGCAAGAGGAGAUGGUUGUAUAUCUGAGAGCAGUGCAUGUGGGAGAACAUGAUUUUGACGUUUGUGGCUGCCUAGCCAACAAACAUGGUAGGGUCUUGGUUGAGCUCAGGCAUGUGAAGAUUAGAAUGCUUGGAAGUCAUUCACGUGUAGUUGAGGAGUACUUCUUCCACAACGAGUUCAGUACCAUCUCUGAAGAAACAACAUCUAAAACAUCAAUUAAAGCAUUGGUCUUUUCUGAUAAGGUGGGACUUUCUAAAGCUUUGCAACAGUACUUGGACCCAGCAUCUAGAUAUCUAUCUUCUACAAACAGUAACAUGUUGUUAGAGUAUGGAGUUGACCAUCUUUUUUCUAAACUGAAAGUUUCAAAUGUAAAGAAAAACUUCCAGGAUAUUUUGUUCUUGUGGAGUGAUGCAGACCUAACUUCUAGCAAAUCAGAGAAUGUCUUGGACAACAUGUCAGGGUGUUGUGAGAUUUUCAGAAAAAUUGUUGGAUAUCUUAAAACAAUUAAUUUCCCAGGCAAUAUCAGAGUAAUAACCUAUAGAUCCUCUGAGAGCACAGUUGACUACAUCAACCCUGGGUUUGUGCUAUCAGGCAUGACAAGAGCAUGUGCAGCUGAAUUGCCAGAACUUUCUUUUCAGCUGAUUGAUGUGGGGUCUAUUAGUUUUGAAGACAUCAAGGCUUUAUUCCAAGUCCUAAGUUCAUACCCUUGUCACAAAUAUCCAGAGGUAGUAGUGAAGGAGGGUAAAAUUCUCAAACCUGAAAUCACCCACACUCCAUUGCCAACCAUAACAAGCUCUUCAAGAAAUGUACACAUGUUGCACAAUGAAGUCUUCAUUUUACAAACAUCUGACCCAUAUAUUAUGACUAAUCUAUCAGCUUCUCUUAUUAAUAAUUCCAUUGAACCGAUUCAAGAAAAAAACAUUGAGGUUCACCUUAGUAAAAUCUGUGUUCAUACAUCAGAUUACUUUCCAGUCAGCAUGACUGACCUCAGUUAUGGACGGACAUUGUAUUGGAACAAGCACACAACUGAAAACCAUAAGCUUUUAGCUCUUGACAUCAGUGGCACUGUCACAGCUGUGGGUAAAGAUGUCAGCAAAUUUAAAGUUGGUGAUCACGUUGUGUGUUGUUACCCUGUGGCUGCCACCUCUAAAGUAGUUCUCCCAGCAGCUGUUUGCUGCAAAGCAAAAAGGUUUUCGUUCCUGAAUGAAAUCCCUUGUGUCUCUUAUAUGGUCUUGGCUUGGGAGAUAUUUCAUGAGGCUUUACCCAAGGCUAAACCACAAAGGAAAUUGGGUAUUUUCUCCCCUGUUCCUGACUCAGCAUUGAUGAAUGUCUUAAUUGCUAUUGCAAACAGAUCAGGUUGGGAAGUCAGAGUGAGCACACAGGUAGAUCGGCUGUCUUGUGAUUUAAGUGAGGCUGAGGGAGCUGUUCUACUUCCUCCUUAUAAUGUAAAAACCAUAGAAAUAGCUAGCGCUGUUAGAAGUAUCAAAGACAUUGUUCUUGUCUAUGACCUCCAGACAGAAUUUCCAUUCAAUACAUCAUCAUUCAAAGAUGCAAAUGAGGAGGUCCACUUCCAUGUCAUUUUCUUGUCCCAAAUUAUGCAGAAAGGGUCUCUGCAAACGCAAAUGCCACGAAUCUACAGUUGGAUGAAAUCUAUGCAUUUGGAGAGGAAGUCCUUGUCUUUGUACACAAUAAUUGUUCAAAGACCAAAAACUCAAGACAUUGAUCUUAUGUCUGUAAAAGAAUCUGAAACAUACUUCACAUGCCAGAUUCUACCCAUAAUUGCCCUGAACAGUAAUGCCAAGGACCAACUGUCUGACAUUCCAGUAAUACCAAAAAGCAGUCUAUUUCAUAAACAAUCAGUCUAUAUUGUGACAGGUGGUCUAACAGGGUUGGGGUUUGAGACAGUAAAGUUCAUUGCUCAAAAAGGAGGAGGGAACAUUGUCAUUCUGUCUAGGAGUGACCCAAACCUUACGAUACAACAAGAGAUAAGUAAACUCAGUACCCAAUAUGGUUCUGUGAUUAAGUCUCUGUCAUGUGAUGUUUCUGUAUCUGAUCAAGUGGACCAGACAAUUGUUAAUAUUGGAAAACUUUUUCCAUUCAGUCCAAUCAAAGGCAUAUUUCACAGCGCAGUUGUGCUGCAUGAUGGUCUGAUUGAACAUCUUGACAAAGCUCUUUAUGAGAAAGUUAUGAGGCCAAAAGUGAAUGGAGUGUUGAACCUUCACCGUGCUACCAUACAAUGCAAUCUGGAUUACUUUGUGUGCUAUUCUUCCAUCUCUGCCUUCAUGGGAAAUGCCUCACAAACGAAUUAUGCUGCAGCUAAUACGUUCAUGGACACUUUCUGUCAGUACCGCAGAAACAUUGGGCUUUCUGGACAGUCCAUUAACUGGGGAGCUUUGAAUCUCGGUCUUCUGUUGAACAAAGCCCAUUUCCAAAGAUUUCUGGAGGCAAAGGGCAUCAUGCUUUUGGAGAUUCCAGAAAUCCAUGAAAGUCUUGAGCAGUGCCUCCUAAUCAACAAACCUCAACAGGUUGUAUGCAAAUUCAAUUUUAAAAACACCUGGAAUAACAUUCUCAGUCAAAACAAAUCACUGAAUGCACGGUUGUUCAAAAUAGCACAGGAAUCCAUUAGUAAAGCUGGUGUGAGCAUAAAACCUGAGAAAUCCAUGACAUCAUCUUCACCACGUGAUUAUCUUAGGUUCAUGAUUGGUGAAACAACUGGUGUUGAGAUGGAUGAGCUGAAUGAUGAUGUGCAUCUUUUUGAAGUGGGCAUUGACUCAAUGUUAGCCAUGACCCUGCAAAAUCUUAUCUUCAAUGAUAGAGGUGUGAAUGUCCCUCUAGUGACUCUGCUGGACCCAAAUAGCACAAUGUCAUCUCUCAUCAAAAUCGUGGAGGAGAGCUGUGUAGAUGAAUAUCAGAGUGAAAAUGAGAUCAAAUCCACAUACUUAUAAAGGUGAUUUGCACUCCUCUAAGUAGUCUUUUUACAGCCUUACAAUGAAUAAACAAACAAAAUAGAUUUAGGAAACAUGAAAUUAAUACAUUGUUGCAUAUCAUAGUUAGCAUUGUUAUACUACACUGCUUGUUUAAAUAAGGCAUUUAACUUCAGUUAAUAUUUCUGAAUAAUUUUAUUGGCAGAUUGUAUAAAGAGAUGAAACAUAUAUAUAUACACACAGACAUAUUUCUGGUAGUUUGAAUUCCUGAUUUUUGCUUAGUUUCUCACAGAUCUGGUAGACUGACUAGACAGAACUUUGUUGUUUUGUGAGGCAUAUACCUGGUAUUACUAAGUCAUCCUCUUUGUUAACAGACCCUAGUACCUGUAAUUUUAUUUUGUGUUGAAAUAAUAUAUUAUAUGCAACAUGUUGAUGUAAUUUUGUUAAAUUGUUGAUAUCAAAUAGCUUUAUGUAUGUAUUUAUAACUCACCAAAUCUAUAUUCAUCUACAUACAUACACUUGCACACACACCUCUCCAAUGCUUACACUAUUUUUUAAUCCCUCCCUGUGGUAACUUGUACCUGGAAAAUGUUUGAAACUUUGUUUUGUAUUACUAGCAUUUUUAAUGUUAUUGUUUGCUUAAAAUUAAUCACUUGUUUGUUUUCCUCAUAUGGAAGUAUCUUUGGACAAAUGCAUCUGUAAAUGCAUUAAUAAAUGUACAAUGUAAACAUUAAAUGAUGGGAAAUUAUGACAUGCUAAUUGGGUUUGAUCUUAUUUUUUGAUCAUCUUUUUUUCUCACUAAAGAUAUCACGAUGUCAUGUAGGGCUAAAGAUCGAAUACAAUUUAGUAUUACUGUAAAUUACUUUUUAUUUAAUCCAUGUGAUCUAAAGUGUUGGUAAGAAUUGUAAUAUUUUCAAAAUACAUCAUGUCUUGUAUGCUGAACAAUUUUUAAAAUACUGUGUAAAAUGACAAAUAAAAAAACUGUUCAAUAUAUGUUUUAUAUUGCACUUCCUAUAUUAUGAUGUUCUUGAGUGUAGUAAAAGUAUUGUUAAAAUUUACUAAAUGUCAAAUCUACUUUAAAAAAAAAAAUCAAUAUGGUAUGAUCACUUACAGUAGAACUCAAUAAAAGAAAAGUAAUAAGCCUUUGAUAAAACUAUGCUUGUCUGGGCUUUCAUACAAACAAAUCCCAGAAUUGCACACACAAAAUUCAAAAUGCCUCACAUCUCUUGCAAAAUUAAGCACUGCAUUGAAAAUAUCACAAUCAUUCUCAAAAGCAAACAUUUGUAUAACGUUGCAAACACCUUUGCCAUAAUAUUAUAUUUUUGGAUUUAUCAGACACAGUUUUUCAAAACCUAAAGCUCUCCUUUUAUGUGCUCCUAUGUACAUUUAUGUUCAAGACUGAAAGUAAUUAGCAGAAAGAUGUUACAGUUUUUCUAAUUUUCUAAUACACUCAAAAUGAAAUGAGGAUCCACGUGUUCUUCAUCAUCACAUUGUAAUCGAAACAGGUCAAUUUAGCUCAAAGGGAAUCAUUUAAGAAUUAAAUUUUUAGGGAAUUUGAACAGAAUCACUGUUUCACGGCUGAUCACUGAGGCGC
Molecule: messenger RNA, 7936 nt
Organism: Carassius auratus (goldfish)
Lineage: Eukaryota; Metazoa; Chordata; Actinopteri; Cypriniformes; Cyprinidae
Product: phthioceranic/hydroxyphthioceranic acid synthase-like
Exons: 7
Coding region: 43-6363 (2106 amino acids)
Biological process (GO): fatty acid biosynthetic process
Molecular function (GO): 3-oxoacyl-[acyl-carrier-protein] synthase activity
Source: RefSeq, a predicted model, not a curated record